AUGGCUCUAUGUCUAGCGAGUUCAUUGGUGAUACACCAAGGAUUUUUUCCUUAUGAUCAGCUUGUUCGAUACAAAUGGUGGUAUAGGAAUGGUUACAUGUCCUCUAUAGGAGAAUGUUUUGAUAUUGGUGCGUCAAUCAAACGAUCAUUGCUUGAAUUUGAAAUUCGCCAAUAUGAUUUCGCUGAAAAAUACAAUAUUCCUCGUGAACGGGUAGAUUAUCUUACGUCUUCUCAAGUUACAGGUAAGUUCAAUUUAUUGUGUAGUGACAAGGAUGUAGCUGGUAACGGUGCUUUAAUGCGCAUCGCUCCUGUGCCACUCUUCUUCCACCACCAUCCCAAGUAUGCCGUCCAUUAUUCUGAUAUUAGUACAAGAGUAACUCACAAUGAUCAGCGUGCUUAUGAUGCAUGUCGUUAUUACAGCGCUCUAAUUGUGGCUGCUCUCCAAAACGAAACUAAAAGUGCACUGCUCAACAACGAUUUUUAUCAGAAUCAUAUACAAUGGUUCAAUUCUAAACCACUUCAUCCAGAAAUUAUGAAAGUCGCGCAAGGAUCUUACAAAAAGCAGGGUGGAUACGACGAAGGUAUUCGAGGCACAGGAUAUGUUGUUCACUCUUUAGAAGCCGCUUUGUGGGCCUUUUGGUCUGAUGGAGAUUCGUUCGAAAACGGUGUUCUCGCUGCUAUUAACCUUGGCGAUGAUACUGACACAACAGCGGCAAUUUAUGGUCAGUUAGCCGGUGCCUACUAUGGUUACAAUCGAUUACCUAACAAAUGGCUGAAUAAUCUGUACGGUAAAGGUUUUAUAGAGUGUCUGAGCAAAUGGAUUGUAUUUGAAGGGGAAAGAUGGAGCCCAGAAAAACGGCCGCCUUUAACAACAACUACUUCUAUCGUCCAACAACAAGCAAAUGUUACCACGAGCGUGUCUAAUAAGCAACAUCUAUAUUCUAACACGAACACAUCUGCUUCUCAAUCUAAUUCACAAAAAAUCGCUCAAACACAUUCUACGAGAAAUCAAGGAUUCACGCCCGAACGCUUUCCUCAGGCCACGACUGGAGAAGAACAAAAUAGACCUAAGAAACAAACUUCAUAUUUAGCCGUACCGAAUAAUACUCCUGGAGCUCUUAAACAGACUAACAGCUAUCAUGAAGACGACACUUCUCGUCCGAGAUGCCCUUCAAAAAACGAGAUGCAUUCCCCUAAUUUACCGCCAUUGCAACACCGUCCUUCCGCGACUGUAUCUAAACGUAAGAAUUUUAUAUUUGAUUAA
Messenger RNA from Rotaria sp. Silwood2, 1263 nucleotides. Lineage: Eukaryota; Metazoa; Rotifera; Eurotatoria; Philodinida; Philodinidae. The record is from the annotation of a GenBank genome assembly.